Molecule: messenger RNA, 3683 nt
Organism: Drosophila subpulchrella
Lineage: Eukaryota; Metazoa; Arthropoda; Insecta; Diptera; Drosophilidae
Gene: Letm1
Product: mitochondrial proton/calcium exchanger protein
Exons: 5
Coding region: 294-3338 (1014 amino acids)
Biological process (GO): intracellular monoatomic cation homeostasis
Cellular component (GO): mitochondrial inner membrane
Molecular function (GO): calcium ion binding; ribosome binding
Source: RefSeq, a predicted model, not a curated record
AGAAAACAGAAGGUUUAGUUUAGUUUUUAUUAUUAACCAGCCACGACGAGAAUCGUGGAAAGGAACCGUUACAUUGUGCAUCAACGAAAGAGAAGGAGAGCGAUAAGCGACAGCAAACAAAAACAAAAGAGGAAAGGGGGAGAAAGGAAUCAGAAAAGCGACAGAGAAACCAAAGAUACACAAUCCACAGACAGUUUGUUGGAAAUUCAAAAUUACAAUUGAAAAUUCUUUGGAUUCGGAUUGGCAGCCGAGCCGAGCCCCACCCCCCACCGCCCCCGCACGCAGUCGCCGCCAUGAACGCCCUGCUACGUCACAAGGGACGCAACCUGCGAACGAGUCAUUUGGCCCAAAAUGUCUACAAGCGCUAUAUUAAAUCGAGCUGUUGCGCGUGUAGCUCGACUAACUUCACAGAUGGACCCGCCACAGUGGAUGAGCGGCCCCGGAGAUCCGCAUCCACUUCGGCGCUAGAGAUUAGCAGAUCGCUGGGUGCCCACCGGAGAUUCCAGCCACACGCCAGCUACGGAUACCACUACUCUGGCCAUGGAUUCAGGCAUCUGCACGCCAGCCGGUCUAUGUGGGAGACGUCCAGCUCGAAGAUCGACGUGACCGUCAAGAAGUUGAAAAACCAGCAGAAGGAGAAGGUCGAGGGGAUCAUGAAGGAGGUGGCCAAUGGUCAGGCGGCGGCAGCGGGUGGUAGCAGUGCAGCUACCGCCUCUGCCUCCUCAGAGAAAGGUCAAAACGCUAGCGCGACGACCGGAUCCACAUCGGCAACUGCUUCGACGACAUCUUUGGCCCAAACUGCGGACAAGACCGUGGCCAAGCCAAAGAAGUCGCUCGGCACACGAAUUUGGGACGAGGUGGUGCACUAUUACCACGGCUUUCGGCUGCUCUCCAUCGAUGUGGCCAUCUGCUCGAAGCUCCUUUGGAGGGUGCUCAACGGCAAGACACUUACGCGGCGCGAGAACAAGCAGCUGCAGCGGACCACCUCGGAUCUGUUCCGACUGAUCCCCUUCUCGGUGUUCAUUAUUGUGCCCUUCAUGGAGCUGCUGCUGCCGUUGUUCAUCAAAUUUUUCCCCGGCAUGCUGCCCUCCACGUUCCAGACCUCAACCGAUCGUCAGGAGAAGCUGCGCCAGUCGCUGGGUGUCCGCCUCGAGGUGGCCAAGUUUCUGCAGCAGACCCUCGAUCAGAUGCCCGUCCAGCACAAGGAGCACAGCAGCGAGGAGGCCAAGCAGUUCGAAGUCUUCUUCACCAAGAUCCGCAAUCCUACUGAGGCCGUAAGCAAUGAUGAUAUCAUCAAGUUCGCCAAGCGAUUUGACGACGAGAUCACCCUGGACUCCCUUUCCCGGGAGCAACUGGCGGCACUUUGCCGGGUUCUCGAGCUAAACACAAUCGGCACCAGCACGCUGCUGCGUUUCCAGCUGCGGCUGAAGCUGCGAUCCCUGGCCACCGAUGACCGGGUGAUUGCCCGCGAAGGAGUCGACUCUUUGGACCUAUUAGAGCUGCAGCAGGCGUGCAAGGCACGUGGAAUGCGGGCCUAUGGACUCACGGAGGAGCGUCUUCGUUUCCAGCUAAAGGAGUGGAUCGAUCUCUCGCUGAACGAGCAGGUGCCGCCUACGCUGCUGCUCCUCUCCAGGACCAUGCUCAUUUCCGACGACAGCAUCACCACUGACAAGCUCAAGGAGACGAUGCGCGUGCUGCCAGAUGCAGUGGGUGCUCACACACGUCAUGCCAUCGGCGAGAGCGAGGGCAAGGUGGACAACAAGACCAAGAUCGAGAUCAUCAAGGAGGAGGAGCGGAAGAUUCGCGAGGAACGCGAGGAGGAGCACGAGGAAACCAUCGCCAAGCGAUCGGCCAUCAAGGAGGAGAUUCCCGCUCCCUAUGUGUUUGCCGAGAAGCUUACCAAUAAUAUUUUGGACCGCAAGGAGCCGGCCUCGGUGUCCGAGACGGAUAAGGGCAUUUCCUCAACUGAUGUCCAACUGCUGUCCGACGCCCUGAAGACCCUUUCAUCCGAUAAACAGCUUGUGGUAGAGAAGGAAACAAUCAAGGAACUGAAGGAGGAGCUGGCCGACUACAAGGAAGAUGUGGAGGAGCUGCGUGAAGUGCGACAGGUGGUCAAGGAGCCAGUGCGUGAGAGUAGGGCUGCCAAGAUGCUCUACAACCGGGUCAACAAGAUGAUCUCCCAGCUAGAUAAUGUCCUUAAUGAUCUGGAGGCAAGGCAAAACCAGAUUAAGCAGGCUGAGUCCACCGAUUUCGUGGCCCCCAGCCCCGCUGUCGAGCCGCAGCAGAUGGUGCAUAUCGACGAACUGGUCUCCACCAUCAAGCGAAUGAAGGAGGCCUCCGAUGAGGAGAGAUUUAAGGUUGUUGGGGAUCUGCUGGUCAAACUCGAUGCGGACAAGGAUGGUCUGCUUUCGGUGCAAGAGAUCACCAAGGCGGUGCAGAGCAUCGAUAGCGAGGCCACCAACAUCGACAAGAAGCAGCUGGAGGAGUUCACUGAGCUCCUGUCUAAGCAGGCGACCCGGAAACGCAACGAGGAGAUGCUGCGCAUCGACGAUCUGAUGAAUAACAUAAAGGUGCUGAAGGAAACCAGUGACGAGGCGCGACUCAAGCACAUCGAAGCUGUCCUGGAGAAGUUUGAUGCCGACAAAGAUGGCGUGGUAACAGUCAACGAUAUUCGAAAGGUCAUGGAGUCUAUUGGUCGUGACAAUAUUAAGCUAAGCGAGAAGGCCAUUGAGGAACUCAUCAGUCUGCUUGACAAGGAGCAAGUGCUGCAGGCAGAGCAAAAGAUUGAAAAGGCCAUUGCCAAGAGCAUGAAAGAGGCUGAGAAACUGAAGUCUGAGGUAGACAAAGUGGAUAAGGAUUUGGCCAAGUUGGUGAGUGAUGUCCACGACUCCGCCAAGGAGAUUCAGGAUAUUGCCAACGCACUGCGCGAUAAGGAGGAAAUAGUGCCCGAUAAAGCUAAGGAGUUUAAGGCGGAGCCCGCUUUUAAGGAUACGGCCAAAACAUUAAAGGACAACGCAAAGAACCUGGACGAAGCGGCGCCAAAGGAUGCCAAAGCAGAUCCCAAAUCGCCUACAAAGGCUUCGGGAGGAUCCGGACCAUCAGGCAAGUCCGGUGGCGGUGCCAGCAGUGGAGGAGCAGGCGGCGUUAUUACUGGUGCAGCAACGACGGAAUCGGCGAUCCGAGAGGCGGCCGAGCGGCAAAUGGAGAAGAUCCUGCCCUCCACGGACAUUGGCCUGCCGCCCACGAUACAAACACCAACGCAACCACCGACGUCCAAGAAGGCAACGGCCACUGCAUCGACCCUGUCCACGACGAUUACGGCCAAGAAGCUGCUCUGACCGGCCGAGGAGUCCAAUAAGUCCAAGGAGGGAUCGGCCCAGACAACUCCUAAGCGUGUACCUAAGCCGAAGUGAUGUGUGAUGGAGAAGGGGCGGAGGAGAGGUGCUGCUCGUGUGUCCCCCCCAUUUUGUUCCGACUAUACAAAGAAUUAAUUGUUACCACUUAACGUAAACGUAGGAAGAAAAUCGAAACGAGAAUGCAACUCUGUAUUUAUCUGAAUCCGAGAUCCUGGUGCAGGAUCUGGAGAGUGUGCUAUACUUAACGCGUGGCUGUAGUACGGUAUCUUCUCUAAGUAAGGCACAAACCAGAAACUACUAGAAAUACAUAAGAAUAUAUCACCUUAA